AUGUUGUUGCAACUGGAUAUGAACAGUCUGCUGCACAACAUGCGUGCGCAGAUUCAGGCUGCCCCAGCAGCGGAACCUACGGUUGAGCGAAAGUUCAACAAGAAAGUCGAGAUUGUCACUGACCCUGGCGCUUUCGAAGGAGAUAGGGCUCAAUUUGCCGAAUGGUGGAUCAAGCUCCAAAUUUGGAUCAAAGCGAACUGGGAUGCGUUCACUGAUAAUUUUGAAAUAGCAAUGGCUGUGCUGUCAAGACUGAAAGGACCUGUGGCGGGUCGAUACGCCCAAGUAAGGAUGCAGGAGUGCUACACAGCGGGAGUGUGGCCUACCUGGGAUGAUCUCAAAGUCGAGAUCAAAAAAUACUUCAUACCCCAAGCUGAGCGUGACUGGGCGUGUCAGCAAAUCCGUACCUUCAAACAAGGAAACAUGAGGACGGAUGACUUUGUUACCCGGUUCAUGGCCCUCUCCAUCCAAGGGGGUCUAGGGAAUGAACAUGCAGUGGAGUUGUUGGAGCGCAAUGUAUCACCGGCCAUUGCCCGACAGCUCUACAUACAAGAUAUGCGGAGCGAGAACUUUGCAGCAGCUGCUGAGGAGGUUCGAAAAAUUGGUAGGGCCAUAGAAUGCAAUUCAGUGGCGGGUCCACCACCAAAAACAAUGUUUCCCAGAGGCGCCCUGGGUCAUCAAACCACCAUAAUCACUCUCACGGGUUCGAGCCGUUUGGGCUGUAACCAGGGCAGGGAGCCCCUAUGGAUAUUGGCGCGGUCCAGGGCGGACAGAUGCGCAGAUUCAAAGGGAACUGCUAUAAUUGCGGCCAAGAGGGACACAUGGCGCCAGGCGCGCCAACUAGAAACAGAGAAACUGGAUGAUUGGCUCCAGACUCUGGCUGGUCGUUCAUACAACGAGAUCCGGGCCUUUUUUUAUGACCAGCAAGUUGCUGAGAUAAAGGUUCAGGGAACAGAGUUCGGAGCUUAG
Messenger RNA from Serpula lacrymans var. lacrymans S7.9, 966 nucleotides. RefSeq lists its product as uncharacterized. The record is from RefSeq and is a predicted model, not a curated record. The transcript has 2 exons. Bases 1 to 966 code for a protein of 321 amino acids. NCBI's taxonomy places the organism in Eukaryota, Fungi, Basidiomycota, Agaricomycetes, Boletales, Serpulaceae.